Molecule: messenger RNA, 1580 nt
Organism: Trifolium pratense (red clover)
Lineage: Eukaryota; Viridiplantae; Streptophyta; Magnoliopsida; Fabales; Fabaceae
Product: equilibrative nucleotide transporter 1-like
Exons: 2
Coding region: 171-1406 (411 amino acids)
Biological process (GO): nucleoside transmembrane transport
Cellular component (GO): plasma membrane
Molecular function (GO): nucleoside transmembrane transporter activity
Source: RefSeq, a predicted model, not a curated record
AAAAAAAAAAAAAAGAUUUUGAAUCAAUUAUUGCUUGCAUUACACCUUAUAUUGGAUUAGGUAGAACGCAAAAUAGUUACAUUGAAAGAUAUGAACAAGAAAAGAGGAAAGUGAAUCUACACAUCAAACAUCAUCAUCAUUAUCCUCGAAAACCCAAAAAAACAUCAACAAUGGUAUCCACUGAUUCCGAUUCAUCUCUUCUUCUACCAUCAUCAUCAACAAAAAAACCACCACAAGACAAAUACCAUUUAGCUUACAUAACCUAUUUCAUUCUCGGUUUUGGUUAUUUACUACCUUGGAACGCAUUCAUCACAGCCGUUGAUUAUUUCUCUUACCUUUACCCACAAGCAAGUGUUGAUCGAAUCUUUGCUGUUGUUUAUAUGCUUGUUGGUUUAUUUGGUCUUACAAUUAUUAUUCUUUAUAGACAUAAAUCUCAUGCUUAUGUUAGGAUUAAUUUGGGUCUUGCUCUUUUUGUUGUUUCUUUACUUAUUGUUCCUUUGAUUGAUGUUUUUUAUGUUAAGGGGAGAGUUGGGUUUUAUGGUGGGUUUUAUGUUACUGUUGGGUCGGUUGGGUUGAGUGGUGUUGCUGAUGCUUUGGUUCAAGGUUCUAUUGUUGGAUCUGCUGGUGAAUUGCCUGAGAGGUAUAUGCAAGCUGUCAUUGCUGGCACUGCUGCUUCUGGGGUGCUUGUUUCAUUCCUGAGGAUAUUUACCAAAGCUGUUUACACACAAGAUGUCCACGGUCUGCAAAAGAGUGCAAAUCUCUAUUUUGGUGUAUCAAUUGUGAUUAUGUUCAUUUGCAUGGUUUUGUACAAUCUAGCAGACAAACUUCCCAUUAUGAAGUACUAUGAUGAAGCUAAGAUUCAGGCCGUUGCUGCGGAAGAAGACAACGGUCCUCUGACUGGAUCUGUCUGGAGAUCAACUGUAUGGGAUACCGUGGGAACAAUCAAGUGGUAUGGGUUUGGCAUGGUGAUCAUUUAUGUUGUGACACUUGCAAUAUUUCCCGGUUACAUUACAGAGGAUGUUCACUCUGAACUUCUUAAGGAUUGGUAUCCAAUUCUCCUCAUUACUUGCUUUAAUGUGUUCGACCUUGUUGGAAAAUCACUGACUGCAGUAUACCUUCUAGAGAAUGCAAAAAUCGCUAUAGGCAGUUGCAUAGCUAGACUGUUGUUUUUCCCUCUCUUCUUAGGAUGCUUACACGGUCCGAAAUUCUUCCGGACAGAGAUUCCUGUGACAAUACUGACUUGUAUUUUAGGGCUUACAAAUGGAUAUCUGACGAGUGUGCUGAUGAUUUUGGCACCUAAAACUGUGAAGUUGCAGCAUGCAGAGACUGCAGGGAUUGUGAGUGUCUUGUUCUUAGUUGUUGGUCUGGCUGCUGGGUCUAUUAUAGCUUGGUUUUGGGUCAUAUGAUCUAAAAAUCUGUAUAUAGCUUGAUUUUGGCAUGUAAAAAUCUGUAUUGCGCCUUUAUUCAACCAGAAGUUAAAACUGGGAUUGGUUUCUUUAAUUUAUUUCUUGAACAUGUGAAAAUUUGUAAGUUACCUUUGAAAUGUAUAUAGGAAGAACUCUGUCUCUUUCUUUCCUUAA